Messenger RNA from Thlaspi arvense, 1696 nucleotides. The record is from the annotation of a GenBank genome assembly. Lineage: Eukaryota; Viridiplantae; Streptophyta; Magnoliopsida; Brassicales; Brassicaceae.
GUUUAAACCUUCAAUUAACGUACGGUUAAUUUGAAUUUUUCAGAUUAUAAUUGAAGCGGGCUAAAUUAAUAAAUAUAUUGGUAUUUACGACGACAGAAGCAAAACAAAGAAGAAAAUGGUUUCCCCCACAAAAACCAUACAGUUUCACUACGUCGUCCUUCUCUAUUCAUUCUUCUGUUUACCCUUCUCGUCUUCCUCCUCUGAUGCAAGAACCGCCGUGUCCGGUCUCUUCUGCGGCAGACGCAACAGUUCCUCCUCCGAUCCAAACUACAUUCCAACUUUCGUCGAAGACAUGCAAUCACUCUCCCUGAAACUAACUACACGCCGUUUCGCAACUCAGUCCAUAAACUCCACGAUGUCUAGCUCCAAAACCAAAACGACAUCGGUUUUCGCUUUGGUUCAAUGCCACAACGAUCUCUCGCCGUCCGAUUGCCAGCUCUGCUACGCGAUAGCACGCACGCGCCUCCCUCGUUGUCUGCCUUCCUCCUCAGCGAGGAUCUUCCUCGACGGCUGUUUCCUCCGCUACGAAACUUACGAAUUCUACGACGAAUCGGUCUCCGCCACGUCGGAUAAAUACUCGUGCAGCAACGACACCGUUUCAGAUCCUCAGUUUGGGUUCCGCGUUUCGGAAAUUGCUGCGAGAGCCGCGGUUAGACAUGGAGGGUUCGGAAUCGCUGGAGAGAGUGGAGUCCACGCGCUGGCUCAGUGUUGGGAGAGCGUGGGGAAAGAAGGUUGCAAGGUUUGUCUGGAGAAAGCUGUUGGAGAAGUGAAACGGUGCGUUUCGAGGAGAGAAGGGAGAGCUAUGAACAGUGGGUGUUAUCUUAGAUACUCUGAUCAUAAAUUCUAUAAUGGUGAUGCACAUAGUAUAAUCCAUGGGCUUUCUAACAAAGGGGUCAUCGUGGCUAUUGUUUUGACCAUGUCAGCAAUCGUCAUGCUCGUUCUAUUGGCAACGUAUGUCAUUAUUGUCAAAGUAUCAAAGACCAAACAAGAACAAAGAAAUCUUGCUCUAGUUUCUAAAAAGUUCAAAAACUCAAAGACGAAGUUCAAGUACGAGACUCUAGAGAAGGCAACAGAUUACUUCAGCCACAAGAAAAAACUAGGGCAAGGAGGAAACGGCACCGUUUUCUUAGGCGUCCUCCCAAAUGGCAAGAACGUGGCCGUGAAGAGAUUAGUCUGGAACCUCUAUAGACUGAAUAGAUUGGUAGAAGCCGUAGACCCAUGUAUAAAAGAAGAGUUACUUCAAGCACAAGGCAGCGAAGCAGAAGUUUGUAAAGUUCUUUGUGUGGGAUUGUUAUGCACACAAGCUUCUCCAUCGCUGAGACCGUCCAUGGAAGAAGUCAUCCGUAUGUUAACCGAUAGAGAUUACCCUAUUCCAUCUCCAACCAAUCCUCCAUUCUUGAGGAUUAGCUCUCUAACUACAGACCCAGAGAGCACUAGUAUUUUAUCUUGUAGCACAAAUAGUACUACGACGGUUAAAACAGAUCAAGCUUCUAAUACCUCUACAGAAUCUUCUACAACUCAUAGGGUGUAAGAUUUUUUUCCAUCUUAGAAAUGUCUAGAUUUUUUUCCAUCUUAGAAAUGUCUUUGUUUCUUGAGGUCCAAUGUAUGCAAAACUAAUCAUGCAUAUGAAUGCAUUCUUUUUAGGUAUAAUCUGAUUUACUAAGCCCAAAAAUAUAACAAGUGAAUACAGAGAGAG